GAUGUUACGGUAGGCCCAGGAGAGAGGGUUCUUGGGAGGUUUCUCUCAUCCCCUUGGAUGCCUCUCGCUCCCCUCCGUCGAUGGCGGUCCUCCACCUCCCCGCCACCGGCCUUCCCUCAUUCCCAUCGAAACCCUCGUUUCCUAUCGGAAGACUCUCCUUCUUUCUUCCAUCUUCCCCGGCCAGGCGGUCGCGGCUGGCCGCCUCCGCCUCCUCCUUCUUCUCCGGCGGCGGCCUGCGCUUCUCCGGCGGAGAUUCCAUGUUCUUCAGGACGAGAUGGAGCUUCUCUCGCCACAGGCGCGGUGGGUUGGUUAGAGCCAAAGUCUCGGAUUUCUACGCGACGCUGAACGUUAGCCGGAACGCCACGCUCCAGGAGAUCAAGAGCGCCUACCGGAAUCUCGCUCGCAAGUAUCAUCCAGAUAUGAAUAAGAGCCCUGGGGCAGAAGAAAAGUUUAAGGAGAUUAGUGCUGCAUAUGAGGUGUUAUCAGAUGAUGAGAAAAGAUCUUUAUAUGAUCGCUAUGGUGAGGCAGGUUUACAAGGAGAAUAUGGAGGGGAUGGAGUUGGCCCACAAGGGGUAGAUCCUUUUGAAGUCUUUAGUGCAUUCUUUGGUGAUUCAGAUGGACUUUUUGGAGACCCUGGAGGAAUCCACUUUGAUACAAAAUUUAAUCGCAGCCAGGGACUUGAUAUUCGUUAUGAUCUUUCUUUGAGUUUUGAAGAAUCAAUUUUUGGAGGACGACGGGAACUAAAUGUCACUCGCUUUGAAACUUGUGACAAUUGUAAUGGGACUGGUGCAAAAUCUAGCAAUUGCAUAAAGACAUGUACUGAGUGCAAAGGUAGGGGUGGAGUGAUGAAAACCCAGAGAACACCGUUUGGAAUAGUGUCUCAGGUGUCUACUUGCUCAAAAUGUGGUGGGGAUGGCAAAACAAUCACUGAUCAGUGCAAAAGCUGUAGUGGUGAUGGAAGAGUGCAGACUAAGCGAUGUGUCAGAGUAGAUAUUCCAGCUGGUGUUAAUGAUGGAUAUACUGUUCAAGUUCAGGGUGAAGGAAGCAUUGAUAAGAAAAGGGGUAUAGCUGGUGAUCUUUAUCUGUUCAUUCGUGUAAAUGAGAAACCAGGAAUUCAGAGGAAGGGUCUUAAUUUGUACUCAGAUGUCAGUAUAGAUUACACUGAAGCAAUUCUAGGAACUACAGUAAAGGUGGAGACAAUUCAAGGAUACCGAGAUCUUCAAAUUCCCUCUGGUACACAACCGGGAGAGACACUAAAGCUUUCUAACAUGGGAGUUCCAAACAUCAAGAGACCUUCAGUUCGAGGUGAUCAUCAUUUUACUGUAAGGGUAGAGAUCCCCAAAAAUAUCAGUGAUGCGGAGCGCUCACUAGUUGAAGAGUUGGCAUCUCUCAGGGCUACUGAGUUUUCAUCAAUCCGAUCGAGAGGGAUGCGCAACAAUGAUAUUAAGAAACAGAAAACGAGAAAGAGGCAAAACCAUUCUUCACGAAAAAGGACCAAAGAUUCCUUGUGGAGCUCUAUCAGGAAUUUGUUUGGAGGAAAUCAAACCCGGACAGGGUUUGCAUCAUUUAGUGUACAACCUUUAGCACCAGCAUGGACCCCUGGAGCUGAUCCUUCACUUGCGAUUUCUUUAAGUGUUGUUGUAGUAACAUGCAUCUUAUCCGUGGUUUGUAGAACUGGUUGCAGUUCAUUUUCACGGCAGAGCAAUGUGUCUACUCAGGAUAGAAUGAUAAAAGGAAGAUGAAUAUGUUGUCCCUCUGAUCAUUAUAAAUAUUCUGAAUGGGCAGGAAUUAUCAUGCCCAACAGUCUGAUCUUUCCCAACUCAGGAGGAUAAAGUUUUGAUUCUUCCUCUACGACACUCCCAAUUUGGCUAUAUUCUGAUCCUAGCAAUGAAAUUUUUAUUCAUCUAGAGUUGAAGAGUCCAACUGGCCCUGGAGGAAAUGCUUAAGUUGGCCCCCGUGCAAGCCACCUUGCCUAUCAUCGGGGCCUCCCUAUUCUUUACAAAAUGGAAUACAAAAUGAUUGUAUCGUUUCCAUAACUGUAAAAAUCAACAUGUAACCAAUGUCAAAAUACGCUGUCCAAAGAGAGAAGGGAUGGAUGGCAAAUGGGUUUACCAUUCUGUUCUGUUUUUUCUUGAUAACCAUGGUAAACAUAGCAGUUAGCUGUGAGGUUCCUGUAUGUCAAGAAUUUUUUUUUUUGGUGUUCUUCUUUUCUAUCCACUAAAUAUGCAUGAAAUACAUGUCUGUAUAAA
This is a messenger RNA of Phoenix dactylifera (date palm), 2249 nucleotides long. Its product is annotated as Molecular chaperone Hsp40/DnaJ family protein. Gene Ontology annotation, molecular function: ATP binding; heat shock protein binding. Lineage: Eukaryota; Viridiplantae; Streptophyta; Magnoliopsida; Arecales; Arecaceae. Gene Ontology annotation, biological process: protein refolding; response to heat. The record is from RefSeq and is a predicted model, not a curated record. Gene Ontology annotation, cellular component: chloroplast thylakoid membrane; cytoplasm.